This is a messenger RNA of Trichomycterus rosablanca, 866 nucleotides long. It is a transcript of the gene rab34b, whose product is annotated as RAB34, member RAS oncogene family b. The coding region runs from base 1 to 777 and encodes 258 amino acids. Lineage: Eukaryota; Metazoa; Chordata; Actinopteri; Siluriformes; Trichomycteridae. The transcript is spliced from 10 exons. The record is from RefSeq and is a predicted model, not a curated record. Gene Ontology annotation, cellular component: phagocytic vesicle; Golgi cisterna. Gene Ontology annotation, molecular function: GTPase activity; GTP binding. Gene Ontology annotation, biological process: phagosome-lysosome fusion; Golgi to plasma membrane protein transport.
AUGAGCUCCAUACCACCUGUACGAGAAGACAGAAUCAUUCAUGAGCUUCCACUGUACUUUAGAAAGGAUGCUGCGGUGCACACCAAAGAUGUCUUCCAUGUUACUGUGCAAAAUACAUGUCAGGUUCAGAUGACAGAUCCAGUGGGAUUCAAAGUAGCCAAGGUGAUAGUUGUUGGUGAUGUUGCAGUGGGGAAAACAUGUUUGAUUAACAGGUUUUGUAAGGAUACUUUUGAGAAAGGCUACAAAGCUACCAUUGGAGUGGACUUUGAGAUGGAAAGGUUUGAAGUACUGGGAGUGCCUUUCAAUCUGCAGCUGUGGGAUACUGCUGGUCAAGAAAGAUUUAAAUGUGUUGCCUCCACUUACUACAGAGGGGCUCAAGCCAUCAUUGCUGUGUUUGACCUGAGCAACUAUUACUCUCUGGUUCAUGCAAGACAGUGGCUUGAAGAUGCCAUGUUAGACAACGAUCCAUCCAGUGUGCUGCUCUUCCUCGUAGGAACCAAAAAGGACCUGAGUCCUCCAGACUUGUUAGCUGAAAUGGAGCAAGAAGCCAUCAAGUUGUCAGAGGAGAUAAGAGCGGAGUAUUGGGCUGUGUCUGCUCUGUCAGGAGAGAGUGUGAGGAAUUUCUUCUUCCGGGUGGCAUCACUUACAUUUGAGGCAUCUGUACUAGCUGAACUUGAAGAGAAGAAAAGUAGACAAAACAAUGACAUUAUUAAAAUCACAGAUGAUCGCAGUGAUUUAAAUUCAUCAAAAAAGAAAAAUGCUAACUGCUGUAACUGAGUGGAUGAAGAAUAACAUUAUGUGUAUGGACUUCUAAGGAUGAACCAGAGACCCUGGUUGUUCAGGUGUACAGACUGUGGUGUUGGGCU